Plasmodium gonderi is the source of this 1953-nucleotide messenger RNA. RefSeq lists its product as hypothetical. Lineage: Eukaryota; Apicomplexa; Aconoidasida; Haemosporida; Plasmodiidae. The transcript has a single exon. Gene Ontology annotation, cellular component: endomembrane system; membrane. The coding region runs from base 1 to 1953 and encodes 650 amino acids. The record is from RefSeq and is a predicted model, not a curated record.
AUGGGAUCCACGUUAAGUUCUCCGAGCACCGAAGUGGGUGAAGCAAGGAAUGGAAAUGAGAACGGGGCUGGGGGUACGAACGAAAAUGCGAGAGUUCCUUUUUUUCAGAAACUAAUUUCAAUAAUUGUGCAAAUGCUAAUCAUGCACAUGGUUAUGUACUUUUUAUCAGGAGGGAAAAAUAAGAUGGCACCAAAAAAUGGAAAUAAUGUAGGAAGUCAAAAUUUAAUACUAAGUAAUAGUUUGGAAAAUGGGGAUAUAUUUGACAUAUAUGUAUUUUUAAGUGAUAACCAUUCAAUCGAUUUUGAUUAUAUUAAAAAGAGUAAAAUGAUACUAGUUAGAGAAAAAGAAUUGUAUACAUAUAAAAAGUUCAGUGCAUAUGACAAGACUGAUUUCAGUUUUUAUUUAAAUGAUUCAUGGAAAGGGGAAAAAUAUUUAAGUGUCGUUAUGAUACCUUUACAUUUUUAUAAACAUCGAAAUAGUCAAUCGUUACUGAGUAGCACUAUAAAGAAUGAAUUUAAAAAACAAAUUUUAAUUGAUAAUAUCCCACUGACAGUUAAAAUGAAACCGUACGAAUCGGAAGAAGAUGAAAAAUAUAAUUUGAUGGACGAAAGCUAUAAGAAUAAAAAAAAAAGAUUAAAAGAGAAAGAGAAAACGAAAGGAGAAAAGGGAGAAAAAGAAGAAUUUUAUCAUAUAAAAAAAAGAAUAGAUAUUAACAUUAUUUAUGACCAAUCAAAACACAGAAUUAAUGAAUUUAACGUACCACAUUUAAAGAGAUGGAGAAUCAAUGUACACAACAAUACAUAUACCCCUCCAUUAUUUCUAUCCGAUUUUUGGUUAAUAGAAAAUGAUUAUUACGUCUUGGAUCAAAAUUUUUUAAAAGAUAAAGACAAAAGGACGAGUUAUAUAUCGGUUUAUGAUCCAUACAGAAUAAAAAAGAGUGAAGAGGAAAUUCAUUCCUAUGUGAUAGAAAAAAAUGCAGAUGAAAAUAAAGUACUAAAUAUAGAAAUAAAUUAUUCUACUUGUAGUUUUAUGUAUUACAUGUUUAUAAAACAGUUGGAUACAUCGAUACAGAUGAUGGAUAGUGAUAACAAAACUUUUUCAUUUCAAAAUUUGACUAAUGCAACAGCUAGUAAAGAAAUAAAUAUGAUGAAAAAAAUUAUAAUGACUACAAAUAUAUAUAUGCUAAUUUUUUCAGCCUUAUUUAUCUUACUUCAUUCGAUAUUUUCCUUUUUUGCAUUCAAAAGUGAUAUGCAAUUUUGGUAUCAAAAUGAAUCCAUGGAAGGUUUAUCAGCUCUCAGUGUUAUAACGACAUUUGUAUGUGAUAUCAUAUUAGCAUUAUAUUUAUACGAUUCAGAAAAUACGUCAUGGUUGCUACUAUUCGAAAUGUUCGUAGGAGUUGCACUAUCUGCAUGGAAAGUUACAAAAGCUGUUCAUGUGUCAUUUAGUAAAUCAUAUCCAUAUAUUUUAUUGAAAGAUAAAAAAAAUUAUACAGAAUCCAUGACAAAGAAGUAUGAUAAAAUAGCUGUAAAAUAUGUUGGAAUUGUUCUAAUACCAUGUUUUAUUGGUUAUGCAAUUUAUUCUCUUUUUUAUUACAAAUACAAAUCUUGGUAUUCGUACAUAAUAUCAGUAUUAGCCGGAACUGUUUACACUUUCGGAUUUAUUAUGAUGACUCCACAACUUUAUAUAAAUUACAAAUUAAAAUCAGUUGAACAUCUACCAUGGAAGGCUCUCAUAUAUAAAUCAUUAAACACAUUUAUUGAUGACAUUGCCUUUUUCUUAAUUGACAUGCCUUGGAUGCAUAAACUUUCAUGUUUUCGUGACGAUAUCAUAUUUUUAUGUUACAUAUAUCAGAGGUGUAUAUACAAAGUGGACAAAAAUAGACACCAGAAAUUAGCACAGGAACAAAGUCAAGUAGCAACUCAGAAUCAAGCAAAGGACAAGAAAAAUGAUUAG